Molecule: messenger RNA, 1274 nt
Organism: Salvia hispanica
Lineage: Eukaryota; Viridiplantae; Streptophyta; Magnoliopsida; Lamiales; Lamiaceae
Gene: SETH1
Product: phosphatidylinositolglycan synthase family protein
Biological process (GO): GPI anchor biosynthetic process
Cellular component (GO): glycosylphosphatidylinositol-N-acetylglucosaminyltransferase (GPI-GnT) complex; membrane
Source: RefSeq, a predicted model, not a curated record
UUGACAAAAUUAAAAUCAAAUCCAAAUCCAAAUCCCUAAUUCAAAUCCAAAUCCCUAAUUCUCUCUAUCUCCUUCCUGUACCUCUUCCGCGAAAAUUCGCCGUCCGCCACACUGUUAUCAUUUCUUCGUCCCAGAUGCUCCUCGUCGAGCUCACGCCGUAGCAGCCGCCCAGACUCCAGCAGCAGUGCCUCCCUUCCGGCCGUCACUGGACGCCUAUUCUCGAUCUCACCACCAUUCACCGACUCCACACAAUUAGAGUGUCUAUUGGUGUGGUAACUAAAUGGAUUCUCCAACAAAUCAUAAAUGGAGGAAAGUUGCAUAUGGCGGGAUGCAGCCCGGGUUUGAUGACAAUCAUACUGAUGAGUCUUUCCUAGAAGACAUGAUUAUGAAUGCCAAUGUUGUGAAAAGAGAUCUGGUUAAGGUGAUUCUUGAUGCGGUUUCCAUCUCACAAUAUUUGUGUGUUGUUGCUCUUGUUGUCUUGGUCUGGACUUGUACACUUAGAUCCAUCUUUAGCGAACAGUCUCUCUUGUUACUUGACAUUGCUCUUCUUGGGUGGGGUUUUGUAGUUGUUCUCUUGACAGCAGAAAUGCUAUCGUAUGAGCUACUGCUCAAUUAUAUUCUCAGAACCUCUUUUUUCAUAACCGGCCUAUACAUUUUAUCUCCUAUCUAUCACACUUUGACACGCUCCAUAAGUUCAGAUACCAUUUGGGCACUCACGGCUUCUCUUGUCGUACUCCAUUUGUUUCUGCAUAACUAUUCUAGUUCCACGGCAGAAGCUCCCGGGGCUCUAGAGUUUUCUACCUUCACGAACAAUAUUUCUCUUAAUGUUUCUAUAGUUGCUUCACUUCUGGUUGCUUCCCGACUUCCUUCAAGGCUCCAUGUUUUUGCUAUCGUUCUGUUCUCCUUGCAAGUCUUCUUGUUUGCUCCAUUUGUUAGUUAUUGUAUCAAGAAAUACUCUUUCCGAUUACAUUUGUGUUUCUCGUUGGGUUUGAUGGCUGUAACUCUGUUUUUUGUUUACCACUUACACCAAUUGCUCUUUAUAUUGUUGCUGAGCAUAUUGGUAUUUGUUAAUUUGGUCUGCCCCUAUUGGCUGAUUAGAAUUCAAGAGUACAAAUUUGAGAUAAAUGGCCCCUGGGAUGAGGCUAAGCUCUGUUUUAACAUAACAGAGUGAACCGCUCUUCUUUGUGCAUGUAUGUCUUUGCUUCGGUUGAAAAUGAUGUAUAAACAGGAUGCCUUUAACCACAUAUUGUAUAAAUGUUCUGUUUCUGUUGAUA